AUGAGCGACGACGGCAUCAUGGCCUCCCCUGUGGUGGAGCCGCCCAAGCAGGAGCAAAAUUUUCUAGUGAGGGUAGGGAUGGACGCCUGGACGCAGCCGUUCGCGGUUGCCCACAAGGUCAGGUUGGUGCACAUCCUCAAGAAUCUCCACACCUCGGAGGUCAAAAUCUACUCAGACGCGUCCAAGGAGUUCAUAGGACUACUGGAUGGUGAGUCCGGCGGGGAGGUGCUACAGGAGUACGUGCAGCAGUCGCCGCAGCUCAGGGAGCUGAUCGAGGCGUGGUGGCUCCACCGAGAGAAGCCAGGGAUGGCGUACAUACUUUCCCUCUUUGCGGCCGUCCUGGGCCACCCUGAUGGUAAGCUGCGGCGACAUGGUUCGGUUAAGAAGAGCUUGGACAGUGUCGCUAGGAUGAUACUGGAGGAUAAGGAGAAGAUGGGGAUGUAUCUGGAGCUGAACAGUGGCGAGUUCCGACGGCAGAAUGCCGCGCUGGAUUUGCUUGCUGCAAUUGUCAGGCGUGGAGGGGGUUUGGCGUCGGAGGUAGCUGAGAGAUUUGAUUUCAAGAUGGCUAUUUUGUCGCAGCUCGCUGGGACGAUGAAGAAGAAAGGGAGCAGGGAUGGAGGGAAUCGGCGGAAGGGUGCUGAAUUUGGGUCCACAAGGCGGUCAUUUAUUGGGUUUGCCAUGUCGUUUUUGGAGGUUGGGAAUCCAAGGCUGCUAAGAUGGAUCCUUCAACAGAAGGAGGUAUAUUCAGGAGUUCUUCGUGGGAUUGGAAAUGAUGAUGCUGAGACCGUCAUGUACGUCCUCUCAACACUGCGAGACAAUGUCCUGGUAGAUGAGUCACUUGUCCCACCAGGGCUCAGGAGUGUCCUCUUUGGAAGUGUCACAUUGGAGCAGCUGAGCUUGAUCUCAGGGAAUCUUGAUGCAGGGGAAGCAGCUGACAUUGCUCAUGAGGUAUUGGUCAUGGUGUGCACUGAUCCGAAAAAUGGAUUGAUGCCAGGAUCAAACUUGAGAGGUAAUGAGAAACGCUUGCUAGAUCUCAUGAAAAAGUUGAAAGCUACUGAGGUUGCUCACCACAAAAAAUUGUUGCUGGCCAUUGUGAGUAAUAGGCUGUCUCUUUGUUCGGCGUACAUGAAUGAGUUUCCUUACAAUAUUGAACCACGGUCGUCUCCUUCAUGGUUUUCAGCCAUCUCCCUUGCAGCUGAUGUCAUAGCUUCAGCAAAAUGUGAUAGCAUUGUUCAAACUCUUUCAUCCAAUUCACAUGGUCUGGUAUCUGUAGAUGAUGAAGAAGUUCAGGUAGUCUUGAAGUGCAUCGUGCCCAAUGUAUGCUCUCGAGCAAUGAUAAAUAGGGGAUUGCUGCAUUCUGAUGAUCUUGUGAAGCAUGGUUCUCUGAGGCUUGUUUUUGAAUCAGUUAACCUGCUUUGUUAUAUUAUCGAAGCCAUCAAUUGCAUGGUAUCAGAAGGGAGACUGAAGUCAGAAUUCAUUGGCUCAGAGAAAGUAACCAUGAAAAUAGAUGAUUUCCCAGUAUUAAGCUGUUCUGAUGGUACAGAUGCAUCCUUAGUUGAUGAGGUUCACCAGGGAGAUGAAAUGCAGGUCAAGAGGUGGACAUCUCUAAGAGAAUACAUCCAAGAUGAAGUUCAUGGAGCUAUGCCUGAUCCUCAAGUCCUUCUCAAGUUACUCUCUUCUACCAGCCAGAAACAUCAAAAUCACUCUCAGAGCAUACGAAAGAAAAAUGCUCAACUUUCUGAGCCUCCUCAAAAGAAACGAAGAUGCAGUCCUUCCUGUGAGGUUGAUGAUAUUAUUAUUGGUGGCAUUGAUGUUGAGCAGGAUAAGGACGCAUCUGAAGAACAAGACCUGGACUUAAAAAAUGACCGCACAACCUCCUUGUGUGAGAUAUGGAGCUUAGAUAAACAAGAUCCGAAGCUGAAAGAUGCAAAUGUUGUAGAACAUGUCUUCCACUCGAAGUUGCUGGAUGUUCUCAGGCUUUAUUUGGGGGUGAUGCCCAGCUCUUUUGAUGGAUCAUAUGACUUCUUUAAGAUUAUACCACCUAACCCAUUGGAUCUGUCCUUGGAUGAGCAGCAAUCCCUGUUAUCUCUUUUACUUGAGUAUUCAGGCCAAUCUAGAGGAUAUUUGGACCCAGAAAGAGCUCCAGAAUCAAUGUACAAGUAUCUGCAACCCAUGGUUUAUAUCAUGUUGCAUUCACAGAUUAAGAACAUCCGUGAUCAAGCAUAUAUUUUAGUUAAAGCUGCUAUGGCAAGUUCUGGUGCAUUUGAUCAUAACUUCACAGAGAUUGAUGCAUGGUUGGUUUUCUUGCCUGGUUAUGAGUCCAAAUGGUGUGUAAGAGAGAACCUAAGAGUUGGAGCACCUAAUAAAUUAUCACACAUUGUGAUCCCUUUUCUGUGUGAUGCUAUUUCGGUAGUUGGUAACAACCUAUAUAAAUACCAAGAGCACACACGCAAGCUUAUCUCUAAAUCAGGCCAGUUGGAAGGCUGUUCUCCAGCUUUCAGCCCUCUGAUUAUUUGUGUUCUUCAGAAAUGCCUUAGGCUACUCGACAUAGAGUCUGGAAGUACAAAGUUACACGAGAAGUCCACAAUUUCAUUGUAUGUGUGCAACACGAUCCACCUUAUUCUUCAGUCUCAGGUGGACGUGCAUUUAUUGCCCGAUCUUAUACGUACUGUUCUAAAUGAAAGAUUUGAUAAAUUUUCAUCCCAAGAACUGAACUCUAGGAUUUAUCUUGCUGAGUGGAGGCCAUUAACAAAUAUGCUGCAUUUCUUGAGGAGAAUUUCUGACCAACAAAAUUAUAGCCUGUUCAACAUGCCGGAACAUUCUCCUGAGUUUGAUGGUAACUCGUUGUGCUCUGUAUCUAGACAGGUUGAAGAAAUGUUGAAUCAAGAGCAAACUAAUUCGCUGGAUGAUGUAGCAACUGCAUUCUUAUUUUCAAUCAUAUGUGCACCUCCAAAAGAUGUUAUCAGUGCCUUUCCAGAUCUUCUUGAUGUUGUGAAAACACGUUUUCCAUCUCAUGUUGCUUUCUUGUCCUCGGUUCUUUUUCUGCAACAUGAUUAUCUGGCUAAAGUUGCUAGUUGUUGGCCAGAUAUAUUCUUCAGCAGCAUCAGACUGUUCAAGGAUGAUAUCAGUGUUGACCAUGUAAACACAGUUGAGGACGAAUGGCAGAACCUCUCUGUUUCAACAGAAUCAGCUCCGCUAAGUACAUUUUUAAGUGUCAGUCCCUUCUGUGCGCUUUUACCUUCAGUAUUGUGCCUUGCAUUUUCUUCGCCAGAUGAAAUCAGGGAAGCACAUAAGGAUGCACUUCUAAGACUUCUUGAAGUUAAAUUGUCUGAUUGCACAUUCAGUGAGCUUACCUUGUAUCUGAGAGUCAUCUUGUUCUGGACUCAUCACCUACUGUCAUCAUAUACUAUUAAGGAUUCAAAUUCAAAUAAUCUUGAGCAACCAUGCCAUUUGUGCUUUGGUCUUCUUGAUAGAGUAUUCGAGCGUAUUCAAGUUUUGACUGCUGACCUUUCACAGUCAAAAUCUAUAUACCCAUCCUAUCCAGUUCAAUGUAUCCAAGACAUUGUUGAUUCUGUUCUUCGGCAUCCUGUUAUUACCCUGUCUUUGUCAUGCUCUUUAUCCAAUUGCCAAAAUUUAGCAGAUGGGAGUUUGGAACAUCUGGAAGAAGCUUUGGCUAUUUUUGCGAAGGAAAAUCUGCACCUUAUAGAUCGUUUUGUUCUAAACCUUUUGGGUAAAUUGUAUGACCUUUUGCUAAUGUUUGGUAGCUAUGGAGGUAACUACUCUUCCGAUAAUGGCCCAUCCCAUGAGUCACUGUUUGCUGCUCCAAAUCUUCUGCUGGAGAACAUAAUAUUGCUGUUCAAGGAGAAGUUUGAGCUCUGCAUGGACAAAGUAAACUUUGGAUUGCUUUUGCCAAAUUUCUACAUGAGAUCAGAAUCCCAUCUAUUUCGGGACUUGGAGAUUCAUAAUUCUGAUAUCAAUGCCAUUCAGCAAGCCUAUCACAUCAUUCUUCAUUUUGCUACCAAAUGGAAUAUUGAAUUUGCUGAUCAUUGCUUGCUGAAGAUGCUGUGUCGUAUUCAUCACACAGAAAGAUGUGCAGGAUGGAACACUGACUAUAUUGCAUUCCAUAUGAUAUUAUCUACAAUGGCCAUCAAUACUCCCAUUGACAUUCUUCAUCACUGCAUCUUUCGCACAUCUAAGGUUAAAGCAAAAGCAAUCCUGUUGCUUUUGGAAGCAAGUCCUAUGCAUCUGAACCUUUUUAGCCAGAUAUUCUUGGAAAUUUUAAAUAAAGACACUUCUCUUUUGCAAGUCAAGGAUUCUGAUUCUAACACUUUGGCUCAAGAAGAUGGUGCUAUACUUCUGUUGCCUGCUGCUUUAUCAUGCUUGAAGUUUCACAGCCAUGACAAUAGGCAGUGUGCUGAAUUCCUUGAACCAGUUCCAAUCUUUUAUUCUGAACUACUAUUAUGUGAUAAAGGGUUUUCAAGUUGGAAAAGCUUUGUUACCCGGAGCAUUUUUGAGGAAGAUUUUAUGGACUUUAUACCCACAUCAGUUGAAGAUAUAAUGGUUUAUUUCAGUAACACUCUCUUGGGGAAGUCAGUUACGAUGUUGCACUACUACUUUGCAUCGAAAGAAAUUUCAUGGAAACAACGCUUGGAAAUAGUUAGUUCAAUUAUUCCAGAGUCAUCUGAGCUAUUAGAUUCUGAUGAUGUUAAUGAUAUUAAUCCCACUUCGUGCAAUGGCAUUAUGAAGUUUACUAAUGAAUUGUUCGCGAAGGUAUCACUAAUUAGACUGUUAUUAUCUCCUAGAAAAUCAUUGUCCAAUGAAGUAGCUUCAGAGAGGGAGUCCAAGAGAGUGCACAAAGCAAAGCUAAAUUUCAUUAGCAUAUUGGUCAGAACUAUCGAUAGAAUACUCAUGAAUUUCCCAUCGAGUGACAAUAUCUUCUCACACUCUACCAAGGAAAGAAAGGUCAUCUGUUUUCUGGAAUAUGUAAUUCUCAAGAAUAUCAUUGAACUGUCUUCAGAGAUUCAAAGCUAUCUAAAUCAGCUGAAAUCAGUACCUUUCCUUGCCCAAUUCAUCAGAUCAUCCCUCUUGCAUAGAUUCAAUGAUCCUGUCACAAUAAAAGCAAUUCGAUGUAUUCUUGUUGUGCUAUCACAAGGAAAGUUCUCAGCUGAUGAAAUUAUUGAACUUAUACUGGGUCACUCCAAUUUUGUAUCGACAAUAACAUGCAAUGAAGUUUCUGAGUAUACAUCUGCUUGUAACACCACAGGGGGGAUGCUACAGCCAGCUCCAAGUAUUUUGAAAUUAGUUGAUUCUUCUUUCAUGGAAGAAAAUAAGACAGAAAUUUCUAUUGCAGAAAAGAGAAGAGUUGAAACCAUCAGAUUACUAAGGGUACUGUAUGAUAUUAAGAGCAGACAACAGAAUAAUAGCCAAUUGAGUGAGUCAAGAGAAUUAGUUUUCUUGCUUUUGUCUGUUUAUGGCGCAACCCUUAGUGACACAGAUUUGGAGAUACUUCACCUUAUGAAUGAGAUAGAGUCACCCGAGUGCCGAACCAUUACUGAAGUCGAUCAUCUGUGGGGAACUUCUGCUCUGAAAUUCAGAGAAGAACUGAAACUAGAUUUUUCAAAAUCAGAUACGCAUAACACAGAGAAUGCUGAAAUUACUGAAAGGAGAAGGGCGCUCUUUCGGGAGAACAUACCUGUUGAUUCCAAGCUCUGUGCAAAGACAUCUUUGCUAUAUUGCUAUAAAAGAUCUUCAAGGGCUUCUGUUUUCUCACUGGAACAGCUUCAACGGGAUAGCUUUGCUGAUAGUUUCAAGGUAACAUCUCAAAGAAUGGAUGUUGUUCAGAUUUACGAUCCUAUUUUUAUAUUGCGAUUCUCAAUUCAUACUCUUCACAUGGGUUACAUUGAGCCUGCUGAAUUUGCCCGACUAGGGCUUCUUGCAAUCACACUUGUUAGUAUAGCAUCUCCUGAUCAUGAAUUAAGGAUGUUGGGCUAUGAGUGCCUAGGAACAUUCAAAAAAUCCCUUGAGUAUGCUCAGAGAAGCAAGGAAACAUGGCAGCUUCAGCUCCUUCUGACAUACCUUCAGAAUGGGAUAUCCGAACAGUGGCAGAAGAUACCUUCCAUUAUUGCUGUUUUUGCUGCAGAAGCAUCUUUGACGCUACUGGAUGGCUCACACGCUCAAUUUACUGUCAUUAGAAAUUUUUUAAUGCAUUCCACUUCUGUCAGUCUGCAGAGCAUUCCGUUAUUUCCAACCUUAUUGCAGAGCAGUUCUGUGCAUUUUAAAGCUGAACGUUUGUGGAUGCUUCGGUUAUUAUCUGCUGGAUCAAAUCUAGCUGAUGAUGCUAAAAUAUACAAGAGAGGAAGAGUCUUAGAGCUUGUUCUUGCCUUCUGUUCUUCACCUGUUUCAGAUUUUGAAUCGAAGGUUUUAGUCCUUAAGGUGCUGAAGAAAUGUGUCAAGCUGCCAGUUCUAGCUCAUCAUCUAGUAAAAGAGUCUGGCAUUCUGUUGUGGUUAUUGUCUGUUAUUUCAGUCCGUAGUGAAGGGUCUGAUGGUUCUGAAAGCUCCUGGUCUAGAGUAACUGAGUUAGCAUUGGAGGUAGUCAAUGGUUUGAUAUCAUCAAGAUUAAUCACAGAUUGGCUCCAAGAAACUGCCCUUGAGCAGCUCUCGGCAAUAUCAUCAUACCUUUUUGUCCUCCUAAUUAACAAUGCCAAAUUAUUGAAAGGAAAUGCUUGCUUGUUGACUUCAGUGCUAAGUGUGAUUACAUCAACAAUGAGGUUGUCUAUGAAAAGGAAGAUAUACCAACCGCAUUUUACCUUGUCCCUCCAUGGUGUAUUUAAUCUGUGCCAAGCUAUUGGUGGUAGCUCAAGAAGUACAGAGCAUAAGCUUGCAAUGGAACUUUGUAUCGAUGCAAUUCUGAUGAAUGGUCCUAUACCAAUUUUAUCUGAAAUGGAUAAGUCAAGAAUUUCAAUGGUUGUUUCUUGGGCAACUUCAAGCAUCUUCUGGCUGUACUCCAACCAAAGAUCUCUGUUGGAAAUAUCCUGCAAAGAGCCACCAAGAAAUGAUUCUCUACUUUCGAAGAUUUUGCGCUUGUUAGCUGCUUCUGUAAUACUUGGAAAGAUAUCUAGCAUCUCUCAUGGAAAGAGUGUAGAUCUUGCACGGAGCACCAGAAGUCUUGAAACUCUUAGGUCUUUCUUGGACGAUGCAUGUGAAAGGGUUGAAACGGCAACGAGUUGCAGUGCAAAUGAUACUCUAGCUGUCAUUAUACUGUACCUUCAAGACCAUGUGGCAAAGAACAGUGAUUCCUUGCCAUCAGUUGUUACAGCCCUUUGCUUGUUGCUUCUUGACAGAUCCAGUAAGCAAGUGAACAAACACCUGGCCAACAACCGUGGGAAAAUGGAAAUGCUUUGCUCAAAGAUACACUGCCCGACUGAAUCUAAUCCUGCAUGGAGAUGGCAUUACUAUCAACCCUGGAAGGAUUCUGCUUUGCAGCGCACCGAGAUGGAGCGCCUGGAAGAAGAGCAGGCCUGCCGAAGCCUCCUGGUCCUAUUUUCCAAUGCCUUCAGUUCCUGCCUGUCAGAGUUCCCGGUGUUGUCCCUAGAUGAUGUUGAGAAGUCUGGCCUUUUCCAGUGGGAAAGAGACUCCAUGAUUAAACAGUCUUCCACUUAG
Messenger RNA from Miscanthus lutarioriparius, 7659 nucleotides. The record is from the annotation of a GenBank genome assembly. Lineage: Eukaryota; Viridiplantae; Streptophyta; Magnoliopsida; Poales; Poaceae.